Messenger RNA from Chiroxiphia lanceolata (lance-tailed manakin), 6470 nucleotides. It is a transcript of the gene FASTKD1, whose product is annotated as FAST kinase domains 1. Gene Ontology annotation, biological process: mitochondrial RNA processing; regulation of mitochondrial mRNA stability. The record is from RefSeq and is a predicted model, not a curated record. NCBI's taxonomy places the organism in Eukaryota, Metazoa, Chordata, Aves, Passeriformes, Pipridae. The transcript has 17 exons. Gene Ontology annotation, molecular function: RNA binding. The coding region runs from base 941 to 3151 and encodes 736 amino acids. Gene Ontology annotation, cellular component: ribonucleoprotein granule; mitochondrial matrix.
CCCUCCCGCCGGCCCCGCCGCCCGGGGCCCGGCUGGGCUCGGGGCGGGAAGGGCCUGUGAGGCUGGAGCGGCUGCAGGUACGCCGGGCCUUUCCGGCCAAACGUGCUCGGGAACAGUGCUGGUCGUCCCUGCCCGCGCCUCAGCGAGAAACCCGGGAAAUGGCCAAGGGUUGGUAAAUGAAGCGCCCGGCACGGCGCUGGAAGCGCUCAGGGUUCCUCCAGCAGUGCACCUCGCUAGGGAUUGUUAAGAAUUAAAAUAGGAAUUUAGGCCAACUGUGUGGAAAAAAAAGUUACUGAUAAUCUUACCCCGUAUGUCUGUAUUGCCAUUCAAAGUUAAUAUAUCUUAAAAUAGGGACGUGAAAGUUUACAACAAUGUAUAAAGUUGCGAGCACUUUCAAGAUUAACUAAGACUUGCGCGGAAGUAUUUACAUCCUUUGCUAGGUUUUAAUGCAAAGCAGUGAGGAAUUGGGUCAGUAAUCAUAGAUAUAACAGGAAGUAAUGGAAGUUACUUGACUGGCUGUUGAGAAAAUUCUUGAAACCGGAAAAACUGAUGUUCCCUUUAUGGACAUCUGAAAAAAAAAAAAGAGAAAUUGACCCUUGAGAAUUCUGAAGUCCUGAAGAAGCUGCAACUCCCGGGAAACGGUGUGUCCUGGGGCAUGCGCACGCUGGGUGACAGUGCAGGGGCACGUGGAGCGCUGCGGCGGGUUCGGGGUGAGCGGCGUCCGCCAGCGGCUCCAAUGCAGGAAGGUCCUGGGGAGGGUGUGUGCUGCUGUCACCACCUUGAUAACGUUACACUGAUGGAAUCAUGUGAACAGUUGAAGAACAUUCAAGUUUGCCAAAGGUACCUCAGAAUUGAAUUCUUCUUAAUACAGUGACCAUAUAGGAUCAAAGAAAAAUGGUCUUCUGUUUUUCAAACACUUGAAUUUGUUGUUUGUAACAACAUGAUUUACUGUGAAAACUGGAAGAAGAAUCUUUCUGGGCACUUUAAAGAUAGCUGGCUCAAUGUUGAAGACCAUGAUUCUCUAGCAGAAGCACUUGUUACAGAAGCAUGGAAAAGAUUAGAAAGGCUUAGUUUGCCAGCUCUAUCUAAAUUCACACUGUGCUUAUACAAGCAACACAGGCAUUUCAAUCCCAUAAUUGGCCAAGUAGCUCAUAUUGUGGACAUGAAGCUGGAUUCUAUACAGGAUGUAAGGAUCUUGUCAGUUUUGAUGGUCGGCAUAUCUGAUGUUAUCUCACAGAGUUUUCGAGAUCGAUUACUACACAAGGCUGAACAGCUGUUGGAAGAAGAGAAUGAAGGCCACUUCAACUAUGCCAAAAGAAUGCUACAGUUUCUUCAAAAUGUUAAACUGAAAUAUCAUCCGUUGCUAGAAAAAUGCAACAGGAUUUUCCUUAAAAGUGCCUCCCGUCUUGAUAUCCACAGUAUUAGUAAUAUUUUUGGACUGUACGAGCAGCUGGGUUUUGACAAUGCUGAAUUCCGCUUGGUUGCUAACCAGCUGCUGUCUGAAACUAUAGAUGAUUAUUACGAUCCUGAAACCUUUGCAAAAUUAUUUUUUGCUCUUGGACCUAUGGCAGGAUCCAGGGUAAGAGAAAGGUUGCUAGUAACUGCAGCACACAUGGCAGAAGAAUUUAGCAGUCACCAGGUAUUGGUGAUACUGAAGACAAUGCAGAAAAUGAAAUGCAGAAAUUCUCAUCUACUUGAAAAAAUGGCUUCUGUUCUGCACAAACACUUGGAUAGUUAUCAUGUAUUACAGCUGGUGAAGUUAACACAGUACCUGACAAGGUUGCGAUGCCACAAUCUGGAGCUGUUUGCCAAACUGAAAAUGUUACUAUUAGGUUAUUUAAAAUCUAGUGUGAUACCUGCUGAUACUGCAGCCAUAAUUCGUGUUCUGGCCAUGCUGCCUUCUUUUCAAGUGGAGGAGAUGAUUACAAACAAAGCAGCAGCAGUUCUGCCUCAAUGCAGUCUCCAUCAUUUGAAUUGCAUUGCUACAGCUCUUGUCAAAUGGAAUCAUCAUGACCAGUUGCACUGGCAAAACAGUUCUGAGCUAUGUGCAAAGCUUCUGCAAAAACUAAAUGACUGUGGAUUUGAGAGGCUUCAGAAAACCAACAGCUUAAAUCUUCUGUUGGAAGAACUUACACAUGUGAAUGGAGAGUGGUUUGAAGAAGUCCUGAAUGAGGAAACUGUGGCCAUGUGUCAACGCUUGAUAGACCAAAUAACAUGGACAAAUGUAUUACCGCUGUCUUUUUUCCUCAAAAAAAUAAACCACCGUUGUCCUGCCUUAUUUGACAGAAUAGCUUCUGUGACUAUUGAAAAUACAGACAAGAUCCACCCCUCUGAAAUCUAUUUUAUUCUCUUCCUUUUCUCUGCUUUGAAUUAUGACAAUGAAGAGUUCUUUAAGAGUUGUAUCCAACAUCUUACUUCUAACUUGAGUUAUUUUGAAAUUUAUCAGUUGGUGCUGCUUGGUCACAUUUUGGCAGUGGCUGGGUAUUUUCCUCCAGUUCUGAUAACAACGAUAUUUAACGUUUCUUUCCUAAGCAAACUGGAUGCUCAACUUAAAGUCCUGCCUGUUACCCUAAAGCAGAGGGUCUGCUCUCGCCUCAUGAAGUUGAACAGAGCAGUCUGUCUGGAAUGCCCAGAGUUUCACAUCCCUUGGUUUCAUGAGCAGUACUGUCAACGUGUCUUUCAUAACAGCAUGAGCCGAAUAAAUCCACUGCGACAGCAUGUUCACAGAAUGCUGACAGAGAUCUUAGGAGGGAGCCAGUACUCCAGAAUAUCUGUUCUCACACCAUACUACUAUGAAAUAGAUUUUGAGUGUGUCCUGGAUGAAAAUAAAAAGCCUCUUUCCUACAUGGCUCAGAAUAUACCUUUGGAUGAUGUGGGGGGAAUACACUUGAGACAUGACAUCAAAGAUGAAGAGAGGAAGGCUCUGCCACCAGGAGCUCAGAGAAUUGCUUUGGAAUUUCUUGAUUCAAGAGCUUUUAGCAGAGAUUAUUCACGUCAUCUGAAAGGAGAACCUGCAGUGAAAAAACGACACCUGGAAAUGCUGGGAUACCGAGUAGUUCAGAUUCCUCACUUUGAAUGGAAUUCUAUGGUUCUGUCAACAAAAGGUGAACAGCUAGAAUACCUGAGACAGCAGCUGUAUGGAAUACAGUGAUGUCAGACAUGCAGUCUAAAGUACUUCUAUAAAAACAUUUUAUGUACCACCAAACGUUUUGUAAUCCUGGAAUACAUAGUUCCAAAAAUCUCUUUAUCUGUGAGUCAGCUGGACCAAGGCUUGCCACGGGCAUCAAGUGUAAAGGGAUUGCAAAAGGCAGGUCAUAGUGGGCUAUGAAGAUCCAAUAAGGAUGCUUAAAAUUUCUUAUUAUCUGGAAGCUGUUGUUUAAUCACAUGAAGCUCUGGCAGUUUUGCUGUAAAAUUACAUUAUCAUCUCCUAAAUAAAUAGUACAGAGGCUUAGCCAGACAUAAAACUCUCCAAAGAAAAGGUGGAAAUACUCUUGACUGUGAGAGAAGUGUCAGCAAUCUAUUGGAAACUACAUCUGUCUUCCAGCAUAAGACAGAAUGAGCAGCUGGGAAUCAAACAGUAUCUGUACUGUGAAACCAAGAAACUGAAAUGCAAAUUGACUAAGCAUAGGGCUGCUUUUAGAGCCAUUCAGCUUCCAUUUCCCAGAACAGAGGUACUGUGGGGGACUGUGCUGGGGGAGGGUGUUGCAUGGCGAGGAACCUCCAGCUGCUUCUCCUACCCUGUGAUGUGGCGCAUACAAAAGUAUGGCUGAGCCUUCUGGAACACCUCCAUAUACCUAAAAACCCUGCCAGGGUUUGUGCAGGAGGCACAAGACACUGAGAUGUAGAAGGAAAAAACGGAAUAGGCAGCAGAAUGUUCAUUGUAGAGCAAACUGUAGAGUGGUCAUACUUGACAGAUCAGCCUGUUUUCAGAGGCAGCCACGUUGUGCCCACGCUGCCAUCAUCUCAUGACUGCUUGCUCUGCCUGUCCUUCACAGACACAAUGUGGCUGUGUUUUCUUCCUCAUUUAGUAGAAGCAGUAGACAUUCUUUUACCACUUCCUUUGAAACCUGGCAGAGGUAAGCAACUGCAUUUCUGAAUUGGCCAUUUUGCAUCUGCUGUCACUUUUUUUGUUUUUACUAUUCAGUAGCAGAAGAAAAUAUUUUUAUUUACUGAAUACAAAUCAGGACAGGAAUGGAAAUUCAGGAAAAAACAACAGAACUGAUCUAGGCUGCAAGAUGUAGAAGAAGAGGGCUUUGAGGAAGUAUCAUUGAAGGGACAGCCAUAGAAAGACUCUAUGCACAUUCUAUUUUGUAUAAAAUGGAGAAAACAAUCAUAAAUAUAGGUUAGGAUCUCAGAAGGUGGGCCACAUGUCAAAGGGCUGUUGCAUGACCCUGUUUCUGUACAGAUGGCCUUCACAAAGCAACUCUGGAGUCUAAAAAAGGUGGCAGUGGCGUAAAUGUUCAGUCAUGGGUGGUCAUGUGUUUGAGCUGAACCCUGCUUUUCAGAGUUCUAGCAGCCACUGUGGCAAGCCAGCUAUCUUCAGAUUAUGUAUGGAUAAAGUUAUGAGUAUGCACAGUGGGAAGAGGAUUAAAACUUGCUAUGAGUGGAUUCAGAAAGGGCAUUGAAGAAAAGCAAACUAUAAGAGUAUUUCAAUAAAAUGUGUUGUCUUUGAUCCUGUGCAGUCAUUCUUUCUAAAUUAAAUCAGCAAAUGUUAGAGGAGUGAUCUAACCGGACCCAAUGAGAAGGUGCUAAGAACAGCAGAAGAUUUGGGUACUAAAGGGGUAAACAGAAAAGAUGUUCCACAGAUUAAGUGCUGGCAGACAGUACCAUACUGAAAUGAGCUAUGAUGGCUGUACCUUUGCCAUAUAUUUACUUCUGUCUCCUAGGAAGGCAAUGCUAGGAAUCAUUUGAUAAUUGAAAUUGCCAUUCAGUCAGGUAUGGUGGGCUUCUUUUCCAGUUUUCCUGCUACAUCGGUUGUAAUUAGAUUUAGAUUUAUGAAAUUCUUUAGAUUAUGACACCCUCUUUAUUCAAUGGAGAAAUCCUUUGAGGAGAUACUCUACUUGAAGAAAACUGAGUGCUCUGUUUUGGGCAAAGGCUGUACUAAGAAAUCUGUGUCCUGUCAAUAUGGUAGUGAUGAUGAGCUGAUCGCUAAAAAAGACACCCUCAAGUGAUACUUUUAUAAUUUUAAAAACAAAGUUUAAUUGUUAAAAGUUUUCAAUGUCAAAAUGCAUCAACUCUUUAUUAGAUGAAAAAGUCCUCUCUGUUAUAGGUAUUUACUGAUUAUCAACUCUUCUUGGAUUUUUUUAUGAAUGCUUGUUAUCAGCCUCAGAUCUCUGAGAAAAACUUCCAUAAAAUAUUUGCUUUGGAAAUAAAUAUAAAAGCAUAAAAAAAGUCGAAAAUCCUUGUUACUAGAAGCCUAAACGUAGUAGGUGAAACAUUAGAGCUAUUAACCUUGUGAACUUCUCUCUCUUCCCUCAAGUCUGGCUACUAGUACAGUUUUGGCUGAGACUGGCAUUUAUUAGGCCACGUAGUAUUAAGCCCCUUUUGUUUUUAACAUGCAUUUCAAUUCCAGGCUAAAUUAUUUUUUUGAGGGCUGUGAUGAAAAUAUUUCCAAGAUAUUGCUGAAGAAUGCAGGAUUUACAUAUGCUGCUGAAAGGGGAAAUCUGGCUAUACAAACCACCAGUUAGAAUAAAACUAGCUACCUAUUAGUUGUAUGUAACUUAACAGUUAAUUCAUGGGCAUUGUUUGGAGGGUAAGCCACCAAUAUCCUGGAUUGCUGGAGUGCAAGGAAGUCUAACUGGUUUUAUUUGCAAUUUCACAGUGUGAAAAAUGGAGUCCUUGCUGAAAUCUUAAUUUAUUUUAAUCAACGUUAAUUAGAGCUCUUCAGGAUUUUAAACACUGGCAAAAAUUCAGUGGUUGCUGGUUAACUAGUAAAUAUCUUAAGAUGUGGACAGACAAAUGAAUUGUUUAACGGUUCCCAGUAUAAUUAGCACGCUGUUAUAAAACUCUGUACCGUUUGGGGACAUUUUCAUGCAACAAAACCAGAAGAGCCUAUUGAAACUCCCUCACCACAUCAUAUCUUCCAGCAUUUUGUUUACAGUUUUGAUAACUUGAAGAGGUUUAAGCGUGUAGCCAGGCAGGAGGCUCCCGUAGCAUAUCGGAUCUCCUUCAGUAUGCCAAUCCAUUCCUUCUUUUCAUCAUCAUACCUGCAUUUAAAAAAACAAAGUUAGAAAAUAGCUUCUUAGUUUCAUGCUUCAGCACACAUACAUGAAAAGGAGGAUAGUGCACCUGUUGCAAAGGCUUGUAGCAGCCACGUGCUAAAGGAUGCCACAGAAGGCUGCUUUUGUCCUCUAGAUCAGAACGGAAAGAUGUUCUUGUGCCUGAGUUGUCCUUUUCCUGGUCCCUAAAGCUUGUUGCUGGCUCUGUCAUGCUUUAAUUACUUCUAUAAAGCUUCCUCUUUGUCUUAAGUA